AUGCCGGAACAGCCCUCACCAGCACUAGCGAGUGGCGAAGCCGUGUACGGUCGCAUCUCUGCGAUCUUCCCGACAAUGUGCCACGUGGUGGUGAAGCGAUCUACUCUCGCAAGACCUGAGACGCUCGAGAUUCCAGCCACGAGCACGCCCCUCUGGAUUGUCGAUCCGGACGAGUACCACGAGAUGCCGCUCGGUAUCUACUUGCGUCGUUCAGUGGUCAUCAACGAGGUGGGAGCAGCCAUGACGUACGGGCAAGUCGUCGGAUACAAUGCGCAGCAUCAUGAGCUGUCCGUCAACUCCCAGUACGGUGUCCUCCAUGUGCGCUUCGAGCUCUGCCGGCUUGUGCAUCCACUACUCGCGAUGCUGCUCUGGAACACCGCGUAUGCGUGCACUGAGAACGCUAUCGCGACGAUGAAGGACUUGGAGCAGAUCAUGCUCCAGCGUGUCUUCGGUAACCUCCAGGAGCGCGUAGAUGCCACCAUGUCGAUUGGUGAUGUACUCGCGAACGUGAAAACCACCGUCGACGACGUCAACCCCAAUCGAACCGUCUCGUGGUGCUCGCCGUACACUGGGGUCAUCCAAGCGUGCCGGGUUCAGCACGCGGUGAGGUUCGUUUUUGCCGAGAACAACCCGCUGGACCAAGAACGGCGACGCAGUCUCGAGGCGACGAUGUUUGAUGAUCCACAGUUUCGCGAGGUCGACAACGAGCGUCCCGUCCCGCGGGGAGAAGUCGACUUUAUGGACCCGAACAUGCCGUAUCGACCCGAGCAGCUUGUCCCUGCAGCCGUGGCUGUGCAGCAGGCGACUUUGCAAGGGCUCCACAACCGUUUGGUCAACGAUCCACCAGCGCGCAUGCUUCCGGUCGAUGCGAUCGGUUUGAACGAGCGACUUGCCUCGAACUUGCUCUCGGAUCUUCUCGGCGACACACCGCGCAAUGUGUUCAAGCCGGGCAAGUACGGCUACGACCCAAGCCCCGACGACAUUUUGCUCUUCCGGGCCAUGUUCGGUCCCGAGCAUCAUGGUAAGCAGCCGAACAAGUUUGCCAAGCAGAUUCAGCGCGCACCGGACUUGCGUUUUGCAGCCUACCCGGGUCUCGUGACACGACUGCUCAGCACCGAGUUCGGCGCGGGCAAUUUGUCCAUCGCUCAUUUUUUGCCGAUGAGUGAUGAAGCCAUCGACAAGCUGUUGACCGCGUCCGCGACGAACAUGAUCAACUUUGGUGUGAACGCGCCGCUGCCGCGCGCUUCGAUGGUAACCUCGAUCGAGGACCUCGAGGCCAGCGUGGUCAACUUGCAGCGUUUUUAUGCUACCUACGGUUCUUUUGUGUCUCAGUCGUUUGUGGCACAAGUUUACUCGUUCGUCAACACGGCGCGAUUCACGAUGUGCUUCUCAGCCGGGCACUUGAAGGCGCUCGUCAAAUGGGUCGAUCUCUGCUUCCAGCGCUUCAAUACGGAGCUCUCGCAAGACGUGCAAGAGCAUGACGUCGACGUCAACGGAAAGCGACAUCUUGAAGUCUCAAAGUACCUCUCGCUGACACACCCCGAUAUCACGGUGAUGUUCAGCAAUGAGACUACCAAGAUCAUGCUGAAGGAAGCCCGCAAUCUCGAUGCGGAUGGGAAGGCGCCGCCCAAGAAGCGCAAGAAGGCAGCCACUGCGAGCGGCGCUGGCAGCAAGGAUGCAAAGCACGUGAAGAAGGAAGAGACGUCCGUUCCGCAGUGGAAGCGCGAGGUGCCUACACACAACGGACGUCCAGUGUGUCUGCGCCAUCUGAGCGUCAACGGAUGCGAUUCCAAGAGCAACAAGAAGUGCGUUUUCGAUACGAUGGUCCAUCACGUACCAAAGCGCAACGCGUUGACACCAGGCGUGCUCUCGGCCAUACAGAGACUCUGGGGUGGCGUCUCGAGCAAGUACCCGCAUCUGCGUGAGUGA
Saprolegnia parasitica CBS 223.65 is the source of this 1929-nucleotide messenger RNA. RefSeq lists its product as hypothetical. The transcript has a single exon. The record is from RefSeq and is a predicted model, not a curated record. The coding region runs from base 1 to 1929 and encodes 642 amino acids. NCBI's taxonomy places the organism in Eukaryota, Oomycota, Saprolegniomycetes, Saprolegniales, Saprolegniaceae.